CAGAGCGGCAGCGGCGCCGCAUGGGCGGGGGAGGGAGAGCCCAGCGGCUGGAGAGACUCUGUCGGUGGCGGCGGCGGGGACGAGGCAGGGACAGGGGGGGCGACGGCAAAAUGAAGUAUCAGAAAUACCUGACUGUCUUGCAGAUGGCCAUAGGGGUGACCGCCUCCAACAGGGGCAGUCUGAUGCCCUUAAAGAGGAAGCUGUGGGUAACUCCAUCUUCCGAAAAUCCCAAUGGUGCUACCUGUAGUGUAAGUCAGGGAAAGCCUUCUUUAAGAAGAAUAAAAGGGAGAAUACACAGAAGCAAAAGUCUGGAUAGCAUUGAUUUCUGUGAAUUCACUAGCACAACAAUGGAAGAAACAGCUAUAUGGGAACAACACACAGUGACUCUUCACAGGGCCCCUGGAUUUGGGUUUGGUAUUGCAAUAUCUGGAGGAAGAGAUAAUCCUCAUUUUCAGAGUGGUGAAACAUCAAUAGUUAUUUCUGAUGUGCUGAAAGGAGGCCCAGCAGAAGGACUGCUACAAGAAAAUGACCGUGUUGCAAUGGUUAAUGGCGUUUCAAUGGAUAAUGUUGAGCAUGCGUUUGCUGUUCAGCAACUGAGGAAAAGUGGGAAGAAUGCCAAAAUUACUAUCCGAAGGAUGAAGAAAAUUCAGAUUCCAGUAGCUCGACAGGAACCUGAGCCAGUGUCUGAAAACGAUGACGAUAGCUAUGAUGAAGAGAUACGUGAUCCAAGAAGCAGCCGUGGUGGUCCCAGUUCCAACAGAAGGCACGAGAAGAGCUGGGUAAGAGACCGAAGUGCAAGCAGAGAGAGAAGCUUAUCACCAAGAUCUGACAGAAGGUCAGUUACUUCAAGUCAGCCUGCAAAACCUACCAAAGUAACACUGGUGAAAUCAAGAAAGAAUGAAGAGUAUGGUCUACGGUUGGCAAGUCACAUAUUUGUGAAAGAAAUAUCACAGGAUAGCCUUGCAGCAAGAGAUGGCAAUAUUCAGGAAGGAGAUGUUGUACUGAAGAUAAACGGCACAGUGACAGAAAAUAUGUCCUUAGCAGAUGCAAAAACACUAAUAGAAAGGUCCAAAGGCAAGUUGAAGAUGGUUGUUCAGCGAGAUGAACGAGCUACGCUGUUGAAUGUCCCUGAUCUUUCUGACAGUAUUCAUUCUGCUAAUGCUUCAGAAAGAGACGACAUUUCAGAAAUUCAGUCGCUGGCAUCAGAUCAUUCCAACCGAUCACAUGACAGGCCCCGCCGCAGUCGUUCACGAUCUCCUGACCAGAGGUCAGAGCCUUCAGACCAUUCCAGACAUUCUCCACAGCAGCCCAGCAACGGCAGUCUUCGAAGCAGAGAAGAUGAAAGAAUAACUAAACCAGGAGCCAUCUCUACGCCUGUAAAGAAUGCAGAUGAUAUUUCUAAAACUAUGGAAGAGGUGGCAGGCGAAAGAACUGAAAAGCAAACACCACCACUCCCAGAACCAAAGCCAGUAUAUGCACAAGGAGGUCAGCCAGAUGUGGAUUUACCAGUCAGUCCAUCUGAUGGCCCUUUACCUAAUUCAACCCAUGAAGAUGGAAUGCUUCGGCCAAGCAUGAAACUGGUAAAAUUCAGAAAAGGAGAUAGUGUGGGCUUGCGACUAGCUGGUGGCAAUGAUGUUGGCAUAUUUGUAGCUGGUGUUCUGGAAGACAGCCCUGCAGCGAAAGAAGGAUUAGAGGAAGGAGACCAGAUUCUCAGGGUAAACAACGUAGACUUCACAAAUAUCAUCAGAGAGGAAGCUGUCCUUUUUUUGCUUGAUCUCCCUAAAGGCGAAGAAGUAACCAUUUUGGCACAGAAGAAAAAAGAUGUUUAUCGUCGCAUUGUGGAGUCUGAUGUAGGGGAUUCUUUCUAUAUCAGAACUCAUUUUGAAUAUGAAAAAGAAUCUCCUUAUGGACUAAGCUUCAACAAAGGUGAAGUGUUCCGGGUGGUGGACACUCUGUACAAUGGUAAACUGGGUUCAUGGCUGGCGAUUCGAAUUGGCAAGAAUCAUAAGGAAGUUGAAAGAGGUAUCAUACCUAAUAAAAACAGAGCUGAGCAACUAGCUAGCGUGCAGUACACGCUUCCAAAGACAGCAGGAGGAGAUCGAGCGGAUUUCUGGAGGUUCCGAGGUUUGCGUAGCUCAAAAAGAAAUCUCCGAAAAAGCAGAGAAGAUCUUUCUGCUCAACCUGUUCAGACAAAGUUUCCUGCCUAUGAGAGAGUUGUUCUUCGGGAAGCUGGAUUUCUCAGACCAGUGACCAUUUUUGGUCCAAUAGCUGAUGUUGCACGGGAGAAACUAGCUAGAGAAGAACCAGAUAUUUUUCAAAUUGCAAAAAGUGAACCAAGAGAUGCUGGUACAGACCAACGUAGUUCUGGCAUUAUUCGUCUUCACACUAUAAAACAGAUAAUUGAUAGAGACAAACAUGCUUUAUUAGAUGUCACUCCUAAUGCAGUGGACCGUCUGAAUUACGCACAGUGGUAUCCUAUUGUAGUGUUCCUGAACCCUGAUUCUAAGCAGGGUGUGAAGACCAUGAGAAUGAGGCUGUGCCCAGAAUCACGAAAAAGUGCCAGAAAGCUAUAUGAAAGAGCUCACAAACUACGUAAAAAUAAUCACCACCUCUUUACAACUACCAUUAACUUGAAUUCGAUGAAUGAAGGAUGGUAUGGAGCUCUAAAGGAAGCGAUUCAGCAACAACAGAACCAACUGGUAUGGGUUUCAGAAGGGAAGGCAGAUGGUGCUACAAGUGAUGACCUUGAUUUACACGAUGACCGCCUUUCUUACCUCUCAGCUCCUGGUAGUGAAUAUUCCAUGUACAGUACAGACAGUAGACAUACAUCUGACUAUGAAGACACAGAUACAGAAGGUGGUGCUUAUACGGACCAAGAACUGGAUGAAACUCUGAACGAUGAGGCUGGGACUCCUCCUGAAUCUGCUAUUACACGUUCUUCUGAACCUGUUAGAGAAGAUUCUUCUGGAAUGCAUCAUGAAAGUCAAAAUUACCCUAGUUAUGCAUCUCAAGCUCAGCCUCAGCCAAAUCUCAGAAUAGAUUCUUCAGGAUUUAAAACAACUGUUUCUCAGCCGAAAGCAGAAGCCUCACCUGCAGCCCCUUACCUUUCCCCGUCGCCUGAAUCAAACCCUGCAACCUCAUCAACUUCUGCAGUAAAUGCUAAUGUAAACCUAACUAAUGUCAGACUGGAGGAGCCUACUGCUGCUCCUUACAACUCUUACCAACCACAAGCGGGCCCCUUAAGAACAUCAAGUACUGAGGGAGCUCAUGUAGUGCUAAGAGAUCAAGAGCCAUCAUCCUUAUCGCCGCAUAUAGAUCCAGCAAAGGUAUACCGAAAGGAUCCAUAUAUUAACGAAGAAGCAUCCAGACAAAGCUAUGUCUUAAAACAGCCAGCAAUUAGUCACCCAGUACAGAGACAGGAAAGAGACCCAAAUCUGAUGUAUGAAUCCCAGACUCAGUAUGCAGAAAAACAGCCAAGUAGGGAGUACGAACAGUCAUAUAGGUAUGAUUCUACAAACUAUGUAGAUCAAUUUUCUCGUGGUUAUGACCCUCGACUACAUUAUGAUGAUCGCGUGCCUCCCUAUGAGGAGCACUGGGCAUAUUAUGAUGAAAAACAGCCCUACAAUCAACCAAGAACAGCUUACGAAAACCAGCCUCCUAGGGAUCUUGAUUCUAGACAAAACACAGAAGAGAGCACAGAACGCGGUUAUUACCCAGCACAACCCCGUUUUGAGGAACCCCCUCAGAUGACUUACGAUGGCAGACCUCGCUACGAGCAUGCACCCAAAAACUUCAGCUUACCACAAGUGCGAUACGAAGAUCAACAUACUGUUGGAUAUGACACGCAUGGUAGAUAUAAACAAGAAGCUCAGCCAUACCAGUCAGCCAUAUCUCGAUCUCCUGAACCGAAGCAGUACUUUGAUCCACAUGUGAGGGGCUAUGAACAAGGUCCUCCUCAAGCUUAUAAUGCCAAGGCAGGACAAUUUGAGCCUUCUCAUAGCACUUCAGGUGUCUCUCUUCCUCCUCCCCCUUCGUCACAAACCAAACCAGAAGUUUUGCCUUCUAACAGUAAACCACUGCCUACGCCGCCAUCUCUAGCAGAGGAGGAGGAAGAUCCAGCCAUGAAACCACAGUCUGUGCGAAGUAGGGUUAAGAUAUUUGAAAGAAGAAGAUCACCAUCUCUAGAAAAAAUGAAGGACCCCAGUGAUACAUCAGCUGUCAAGCCUCCAGAACUAGCACCGAAGCCUACACUUACAACCAUGAGUGGUCCAAAACCAACUUCUCAAAGCCAUUAUGAACAUGACAAAACAACUUACAGGGCCCCAGAACCACAGAGACCUCAAGUGAAGCCGCCUGAAGAUAUUGUGCGUUCAAAUCAUUAUGAUCCUGAAGAAGAUGAAGAGUAUUAUCGAAAGCAGCUCUCAUACUUUGAUCGGAGGAGUUUUGAAAAUAAGCCGUCUGCACAGGUUCCUGCCAGCCAUCAUUCUGAGACCACCAAACCAAUACAUUCACAAAAUCAGCUGAAUUUCUCCAAUUAUUCUAAGGGGAAGACAACUGAUGCAGAAUCAAUGGAUAGAUCUGUUGGUGAAAAGCGCUAUGAGCCAGUCCCUCAAGUCACAACUCCUCCUCCUGCUCCGUCAGUACAGUACACACAACCUCAGUCAAUAAACAGUCCUGUCCUGUCUCUCCCAGCCCAUCACAAGCCUGCACUUUCUGAAGUUAACUCUGUCUCUGACCCACCUCCACCUCAGAAUAAGCCAGCAAUUUUCAGAUCCUCUAGAGAGGACACUGUGCAGUCCACUUUUUAUCCUCAGAAAAGCUUCCCUGACAAAGGCCCUGUUAAUGGAACUGAACAGAUUCAGAAGACAGUCACUCCUUCUUACAACCGCUUUACAACAAAACCUUACACUAGUGCUGCAAGGCCCUUUGAGCGUAAGUUUGAAAGUCCUAAGUUCAACCAUAAUCUCUUGCCAAAUGAAACUCAGCAUAAACCAGAGUUGCCAUCCAAGUCUCCAAAUUCUCCUCAACCAAUUUUGAAAGCACACAGCUCAUCACAGCCUCCUGAAUUUGACAAUGGAAUGGAUACCUUCACUGUACAGGUUGACAAGCCUAAAUAUCAACCAAAUAAUGUUAAUGCUGUGCCUAAAGCCAUUCCUGUAAGCCCUUCAGCACUAGAGGAUGAGGAGGAAGAAGAUGGACACACUGUUGUAGCCACAGCAAGAGGUGUAUUUAACAGCAAUGGUGGUGUAUUGAGCUCCAUAGAGACUGGAGUUAGUAUUAUUAUACCACAAGGAGCCAUUCCAGAGGGAAUAGAGCAAGAAAUAUAUUUCAAAGUAUGCAGAGACAACAGUAUACUUCCACCUUUGGACAAAGAGAAAGGUGAAACACUUCUUAGCCCCUUGGUAAUGUGUGGGCCUCAUGGACUAAAAUUCCUGAAGCCAGUGGAGCUGCGCCUGCCACAUUGUGCGUCUAUGACCCCUGAUGGUUGGUCUUUUGCUCUAAAAUCCUCCGACUCCUCGUCGGGUGACCCCAAAACCUGGCAGAACAAGUCUCUUCCUGGGGAUCCAAACUAUCUUGUUGGAGCAAACUGUGUCUCAGUCCUAAUUGACCACUUCUAAAUAUUAAGUUAGCUGACUGAGUAAAUAAUGUGAAACUGAGAUGGACCUUACGUAUAAACUGAACCACUCUAUCAAGUAUUAACUGUUCUAUAAGUGAUAAUGGAUCUUAGUAUUUAAGCAUCUUGCUUUAACUAACAAUGGUUUAGCAAGUACACUCUUUGAACCAUGGUCACAAUACAUGCCACAAGCAGGGAGUGUACAGUGGGAACAAGGUAGGGUUCUUGCAGGUUCUGUAUGCUUUGGUUUGUUGGUUAUUAUUUUGUUUAUUUUUCAUUAUUGUCCUAAAGGACACUACUAGUAUUUCGUAGUUUAAAAACUGAAAGUACCAAUGGGAUUAUAUUCAGAGGAACUGAAUUUGGUUCGUACUCCACUCGCAGAACUACAGAAUUUGGCCUGCAGUUUUAGUACUGUGUGUUUUGUAAUCCACAAGACUACAUUUUGGUCUCUAGUUUUUAAAUGACUUUCUGUGUACGUGUCCAAUGAAAUGGCAGUCAACUUUGGUAGCACAGUUUAGAUGUUUUCCUCUGAGAGGCCAAUACAAACACAUCUAUCUACCUAUUCUAUGUGGAAAAGUUGUCAUAAGAACAGGGGGGAGGGGGAAAAGCAUGUGGGUGACUAUGGUUCAGUUGCCUCUGUGGAUCUGUAAAUUAACCACAUUAUUAUGAACUAUUAACCAGCAGGGAUGCCUUACCCUCAUAUUUUUAAUAGUCUUAGCUCUCAUAGUUCUCUGUAUUUAGUUUGUAUGGCUUUUGUGCUUACCUAGAUAAUAUAUCAUGAGAGACUGGGGAAAGAGAGGAACAAAAAAAAAUUAUGAAUUUGGUUUAGAGAAUGAGUACUGUUUGUUCAUCAGUCAGAAGAGAGUCCGAAGAAAAUGAUGGUAUGUUUUCUGCUAUGCAUUUGAAAAAUUUAUAGAUGUUAUAGACUGCUUGUAUAUAAUGCGUGCAUACCACUUUUGUUCUUGGUUUGUAAAUUAACUUUUAUAAGCUUUACCUUUUUAUAUAUAUAAAUAUAUAUAAAAACAAACACAGUUUCUUAAGGAUAUCUUUGUAUUCUCAUACCUUUUGAGCCUUGAACUUUGACAUCUGCAGCAAUAAAGCAGCAUUUCUACAACAUACAAACAAGGACAUUUUUUAAAAAUGCACAAAGUUGUUACCUUUUUAAGUGCUGCAUUUAAAGAAUAUAAGUCGGAAUUCUCUACUUUGAUUAAAUUCUUGAAAAGUAUCCCUACUGUAAUUUGUCAUAAGGAUGCUGUACUAUGUGCCCUGAAAUGUAUUUUUUUACUAAUAGACAGUUUAUUACGGCACAUUGGCACUACUACUGUUUAGAUAAUAUACCACUGCAUUCUGUUAAUGAGUUAUUAGCUAUUCAGGUGUGGCUGAUUUUUUUUCUCUGCAGUUAUUAAAAUUACACAUUUCUAAAUAUACAGAAUAAAACUGUUUUUAAAAUAAUAAA
This is a messenger RNA of Cygnus atratus (black swan), 7070 nucleotides long. RefSeq names its product tight junction protein 1 (gene TJP1). Gene Ontology annotation, biological process: cell-cell adhesion; protein localization to cell-cell junction; cell-cell junction organization. Gene Ontology annotation, molecular function: cell adhesion molecule binding. NCBI's taxonomy places the organism in Eukaryota, Metazoa, Chordata, Aves, Anseriformes, Anatidae. The record is from RefSeq and is a predicted model, not a curated record. Bases 21 to 5618 code for a protein of 1865 amino acids. The transcript is spliced from 30 exons. Gene Ontology annotation, cellular component: bicellular tight junction; plasma membrane.